AUGAAGGUCGAGCGUUUGCUCCCCGACCAACGUGACAGCACGAACUUUUAUGCCAUGUUCCGAGAGAUCGCCGCCGCGCACAUCUCGCGCACCGCCACCGGCCUUACAUCUCCCCCGGCGCACGUCGUCCCUGAGAUGCACGCCGGCCCCAACUUGGACGGCGCCGCCCUGGAGCUGGAGAUGUCUCCGCAGAGGCGCUACGAGCUGUGUGCCGACUAUGACGUGGAGAUCGACGAAAGCCUCCGAAGGAUGGAAGCGGUGGACGCCGGGGAGCGGCCCUGCCCCGACUACCUCACCAAGGUGCAGCACGGUCAGAUGGACAACUACAAGCGCGCCCUGCUCGUCAGAUGGAUGUAUUUCUUCACCCGACGCUACAACCUCGCCGACGGCACGCUCCACCGCGCCGUCGCCUACCUCCGCCUCCUCGGCGCCGUCGCCGUCUUCGUUGCGGCCAAGUACGAGGAUCGCUACACCACCCUGAAGCUGAACUCUGGCGAGGUUGCCUCGUAUGGCCUGUUCACCAAGGACGAGGUGGUGGCCAUGGAGACCAAGGUUGUCGCGGCGCUCGACUACAGUAUGGGAGGCCCCACCGCGCGCACCUUCGUCGACCACUUCACCCGGCGCGGCGGCGAGGACCCCCGCGACGACAUCGUCAAGUCCCUGGCGCACCACUUGGCGGACCUCACGCUGCUCGACUGCCGCCACCUGCAGUUCCUGCCGUCCACCGUCGCGGCAUCGGCGGUCUUCGUCGCACGAUGCACAAUCAACCAGAUGCGCGGCUUCAGGUGGAACGACGGCGUGAAGGAGCUGUUGGCGUGCACGCGCUACGCCGCCGAGGACCUUCGCGCCUGCAUAGCUGCCAUGUACGACAUGCACGAGCUCGAGACCUGGCCAGGUUACCAGCACAUGAGGAUCAACUACCAGAGGCAUUACUCCCUGCCUGAUCGACUUGAGAUGACUCAGCACAUCUUCUUAGCGGAUUAG
This is a messenger RNA of Aegilops tauschii subsp. strangulata, 984 nucleotides long. RefSeq names its product putative cyclin-F2-1. NCBI's taxonomy places the organism in Eukaryota, Viridiplantae, Streptophyta, Magnoliopsida, Poales, Poaceae. The record is from RefSeq and is a predicted model, not a curated record.